UCAUCCUCUAUUUAUUCUCCCCUUAAACUACCAACACCAUCGCAACCAACACCAACACCAUCAUUAUCAUCACCAUCAAUAAAAGAUGCACGAAGUGUCAGCUGGAGAAAAGAAGAAUCACGCGUGGGCAGUAGUGCGCAUAUUAGAGGACACAGUAAGCUUCACGUGGGACGAUCCAUUUGCCAUCUCCAGAGCAACACAACCGCCAUUUAUCCCCGUGAUUGUGAAUUGCCUACAUCUUGCUUUCACGUAUAAAAAGAGGACAUCAUGUACACCAGACGGGCUCUGCUUUCUAACAGGUUGUCGUCAGCAUGAUUUGUGAUAACAUACUCAAUCUAUAAAAGGAAGAAUGAAGAGAUGACAAUAAAGAACGGAACAAUGUUACAGGAGCAAGAUGGCUGAAUUUGUUGAUCGACAUUAAUUAUGAAUCCAUCAUAGUCACCACCACCCCCUUAUAAAGCGUAGGAAGUGUGCUGGUAGGCUAUAGUAUUCCCGUUUGGUGAUCAGAAAGAAGCUUUCGCUGAUAUAUUGAUGCCUACUGUAUCGUCUUAACCAAAUAGUUCAUGACAGAUGAACAACCAUGCCAUCCUGGGCACCACAGAUCGUGAUCGUGGCAUUAUGUUUAGGUCAGAUUUUUAAAGCUGAUGGGGAGCGAAUGUCUUGUAUGGAUGCUCGUCUGGAAUGCCAAAGUGAUGAAUUCUGUAAGCUAGGGCUCAUGGCUAUCAAUGUACACUGCGGGAACGUCGACGGUGGAAGAUGUGAAGCAACUGCAUUGGGUCUUCCAACAUGCCUGAUGAUGUUACAAGAUUCCAGAAUACAUGGAAUUUUUGGAGGGUGUUUCUGUGAUCAUACCAGUCCACAGUAUGCAGCUUGUCGUUAUCAUCAACGUCUGAUCAACUCCAAUCCGUGUAUGAAUGCUACAGGUUCAUUCCACCCUCCACCAACCGAUUCAGCUGAACCAACAUCAGCGACAUCACCCCCAUCAGCCAACUGCUUCAAGACUAUCAAGUCAUGCAAGGAAGAUACUGUUUGCCAUCAGAACCUAGAGCACUUCUACGAUGCAUGUCCCACUCGCAGACACGGUACAUGCAGACUUUCGUCACAAGCUGAACGUGUUGAAUGUACGGCAGCACACGGCGUCUUGGAUUCCAAACUCUUGAAAUGCACAUGCGAAGAGAACAAGACCAAAUGCAAACGUCAAAGAAAACGGAUUCAGCAGAAUCCUUGCCUCAUUUCAGAGCCGAUGUCUGCGGAUGUCACAGAUCCUACUCCUCAUGAACUUACUGAUGUUGAGACUGUAAAGGGUGGAGAAGAGGAGGAGUUGGAGCAAUCAGAUGAAGAAUGUCCUGUAGAUGAAAGUAAUCUUGUAAUUGGACCAAGUGGGGGCUAUAAUAAUGGAGAGAGUACGUGCAAAGAGGCACUGACUGAGUGCACAAGGAAUGAAAUGUGCCGUCAAGACUUCAGCGAGCUCAUCACACAGUGUAACCCGCAGGAAAUCGAAGAGUACUGCGACCGUUCGGCCUGCAGAAGCAUAGUCCGCAAGUUCUUCACAGACACUUCGCCCAUCUACACACACGGCUUGGUGUUCUGUCAUUGCCAGGAAGGUGACUUACCAUGUGCGACCAUCCAGAAGGGGUCCAAUCCUACCUGCGCCCGAUCUGGUAUAGAGAACCUUGAUUGCCUUGACGUGGUUGAACAGUGCAACGAGGAUUCUUACUGCCGGUCAGCUUAUAGGAACUACCUUGAAUUGUGUAAGCCUUCAGAUGAUGAGAGUGGUUGUACCUACAGCUACGGAGCUUGUCGUUCUGCCAGAGUAGCCAUAAUUGGUACCAUCAUGGGAUCAAGUUGUUCCUGUGAUAGUAACAACACGGACUGCCGGUACCAUAUGAGGAUGUUCUUUGAUAAUGCAUGUUACGACCUUGCCGCUAAAGGUUUCUACUCUUCGGUCGCACCCACGGAACCUCCGGAACUGUCUGCAACAGUUUGUGUUGUAAACAGCAGUCUGAACGGAGUGCCAUACAGAGUCAAGCCAGGAUCUUAUGCAUUGGUCUCUUUUGAUGGUAGAUGCUACUCUCUGUGUGUUUGUGUUUAUAAUGGAAACAUGGAAAAUUGUGUUUCACAACCCUGCCCAGAAGACGCACAUUGUUUAGUCAACAACAUAGAAUUUAAAAACAAUGAAUUAUUCUCUCAUCCGUCGUAUGGUCAUUGCAUAUGUUUGACUGGAAAAGUUCUUUGUACAAGUAGACACGGGUCAGGAUCAUCAGGAAAACAGACACAACAAGUAUCGCCAAGCAUCAGCAUAGCUUAUGACAGUGUAUCUUUGGAUCAUCUCAACUCUCAGCUAGAUGAAUCUAUUGGAGAUAGUUCUAUUAUCAGUGAUUUACAAACCAUCUUAGAUCAUCAGGAACCGGUGCCAUGCCAGUUGCAACUAUUGGAACAUACGGAUAAUACUAUUCUCAUAUCAGUGUACUACACAGAUAAUAUGAACUCCUGCUUCAAUCAGCUGUAUAGAUUAUCAAAUAUGAUCAACUCAAAGCACCCUGCAAUCACCCUCAAUCCUGUACUCAGUAGUCUGAAGAUCGCAACAGUGGAGCGAGGAACUUACGAUGCAGACCAAAAGGGACAAGCGUCUCCCACACGUCUCAUUUCGUAUUCACUCUUGUCGUAUGUUGUCGUUGUAAGUCUUUGUGCGAUCUUUUCACUGUCUUGUCGGACUGCUUGAUGUGUCGAGUCAUAACGUCGCUUUGGAUGUUUUAUGUAAGAAAAAAGACACUAUCAGAAGAGCGUCAUAUUACUCCAAGAUAUAAUUCUAUUUUUCUUCUAAAUCAGUUUUGAUCGAUAUUUCAACAAGAUCAUGGAGACUGAGAAUACGUGAGGAUGUAAAUGAAAAACAAAAUGUUUUCUCUAAUCUAAUCUAACAAAAACGGAAACGAGCGAAGUCAAUAGCCUACCUCAUUGGAUGUGAAGAUGCUGAAAGACCUUUCAUCUCGUAAUUUCAUCUGUGAAUUAUGUGAUAAGACCGAUUGUGAGUACUGAAUAAUCAUGAAAAUAUAAACUGAUAUUGCCGGUUGAAAUAACUUGCGGAAAUGUCGACUCCAAAGUAAAUCUUGGUAGUGUUUCACAAAAGGACAUGUCUGCUUUUCAUCGUCUGAUUUACCAUUAAGCAACUAAGUACAGUUAGACUCCUGUGUUUAUCGACCAAUCAAACUCACGGAGGUUGUCAGGCAUGACGGGGAAAUGCUCUCCAUUAUAGGUUUCAACACAGUGG
Molecule: messenger RNA, 3268 nt
Organism: Lytechinus variegatus (green sea urchin)
Lineage: Eukaryota; Metazoa; Echinodermata; Echinoidea; Temnopleuroida; Toxopneustidae
Exons: 17
Coding region: 581-2722 (713 amino acids)
Biological process (GO): nervous system development
Cellular component (GO): external side of plasma membrane; signaling receptor complex
Molecular function (GO): signaling receptor activity
Source: RefSeq, a predicted model, not a curated record